Molecule: messenger RNA, 444 nt
Organism: Trichoderma gamsii
Lineage: Eukaryota; Fungi; Ascomycota; Sordariomycetes; Hypocreales; Hypocreaceae
Exons: 1
Coding region: 1-444 (147 amino acids)
Source: RefSeq, a predicted model, not a curated record
AUGGUGGCGCUCGCCGGCGCAGGAGUUAUCGGUGCCACAAUGCUUUUUCCACGGAAAGCCAACCAAAGAAAUGAUGUUCAGGAGAGGAGAGAUAAAGCACAAGACGCUCGCGAGCUUGGACUCGGGAGCGCAGGCGUGGGAGGAAACAGAAUGACGGGCGGUCCGAGCGAUUCGACAACUCCGUCGGGACCCGAUAAAGACCCAAGAUACCGUGAAGUUGAUACGGGAGGCUCGAAACAGCAUCUACCCGCUGGUGGCGUUAGCACCGGAAGGGGAGGGGGAGGCACAACCGCCAGCGCGUCGGAGAAGCUGGGAUUCACGGGUUCCAUCUUGGGCAGUGCUGGAAAGAAAACUGCGAGCCGGAGCGAUGAGGUGGGAUAUCACGAUACGCGAGGCAUCAGCAGAAUGGGCCCGGAAGUUCCAUCAAAGAAACACCCGGAGUAG